AUGGUUUUCGCGGGAGACUUCUCACAGUUAACGCCACCCAAACGAGAUCCCCUUUACAAACGAGAAUGCGCUGCUUUUCAAGGUACUCUUAAUGCGUAUAUCGAGUUGGAUGGAAUGCAUCGAUUUCGAAAUGAUAUUCCUUGGGGCGAAAGACUUAAACGUUUUCGAGCGGGGAAGCCAACCAAGGAUGACAUAAUGUACAUCAACCAUCACUGUGUCGUGUCAAAGAACCAUAAACCGAACUCCAACAUUCAAGUUGCAUGCCACUAUAAUUGGGAGCGAGACGUGGUCAACACUACAGUUUUCCAGCAAUUCUGUGUCGCAAAUGCUCCUGCGGAUGCUGACAAUGUUUACAUGGGGGCAAUUAUGAUUUUGAUGGACAGCAUGGAAAUGUACAAUGAUCACAAGCAGUACGUUCCAGUAACAAGCAACCGCAUCAAGAAACACUUCUGGACAACAUGUGGCGAAUCGGAUUGUGACAUGGACAACGGACGUGUUGAUCCGGCAUUGAAGAUGUACUACAACUGCCCUCUGAUGCUGACAAAGAAUGAAGACGUACCGAAUGGACAGGCAAACGGUUCGAGAGUGUUCCUACGCAAGGUACAUGUAAAGCCCGGAGAACAGCCUUUCAUCAUCAAACUCCAUUGCGGUGUCAGAAUCCGUGUCUUCCGUGUGACCCAAAUUGACAGAAUCACAGUAAAACACGAGAUGAAAGACAUGUUGCCAAGAUGUUUCGAUGUCAAGACACACGGAGUGUCCUUCAAGUGCAAGAUGAAAAUCGAAAAGGAAAAGAUUGAGGUUCGCAUGAAAGGAAUCCAGUUUCCUCUUGUUAGCAAUUCAGCGACCACAGGACACAAGUUGCAGGGAUACACAGCAUCGCAACUGUUGGUGUGGAACUGGCACUAUGCAGAUAAUUGGGUUUACGUGGUACUUUCAAGAGUAAGAGAAAUGAAAGGCCUCUUCUUGCGAAAACCACUGUCGCUCGAUUUAACAAAGUACCAGAUGCCAGACGAAAUGGUGUAUAUGCUGGAAACUUUCAGUCGCUACAUUCCCUUCGAUACUGUUUCCGCCGACAAUUACGAUGAAAUGUUACAGUCCGAAGCAGCAUUCAAUUAA
Molecule: messenger RNA, 1116 nt
Organism: Seminavis robusta
Lineage: Eukaryota; Bacillariophyta; Bacillariophyceae; Naviculales; Naviculaceae
Source: the annotation of a GenBank genome assembly